This is a messenger RNA of Ostertagia ostertagi, 1740 nucleotides long. The record is from the annotation of a GenBank genome assembly. NCBI's taxonomy places the organism in Eukaryota, Metazoa, Nematoda, Chromadorea, Rhabditida, Trichostrongylidae.
AUGUCGACAGGCGAAAACUAUACGGCAGAAAUAAUAGAGCUUCGAAAUCAGAUCACUCAGAUGCAGGAGGAUUUCGCCGAAAAUGACAACGCGUUCUUCCUCUGCUCAAUGGCACUGAUAAUCUUUCUAAUGCAAUGCGGAUUUGCGUUUCUCGAAGCCGGAGCUGUACGAAGCAAAAAUACAACAAACAUCCUGAUCAAGAACUUGCUCGACUCAUGUAUUGCUGUCAUUGGUUACUGGUCUCUCGGGUGGGCAUUUGCCUUCGGUGACUCGUCCAAUAACGUCGUCGGGCUCUUCAUUGGCCAUACUCAGUUCUUUCUCGCUGGUCUGACCAACUAUCCAAAGUUCUUCUUUCAAUAUGUGUUCGCAGCCACAUCAGCCACCAUAGUGUCAGGAGCUGUGGCGGAACGAUGCGAAUUUGCUAAUUACAUUACAUAUUGUACAGUUAUUUCUACUUUUGUGUAUCCAAUUCUAACCCAUUGGGGAUGGCAUCCUCAGGGAUGGAUGUACUUAGGCAUUCAAGCCAACGGCAUCCACACCACGUACAUGGAUUUCGCCGGAGCUGGCGUAGUUCACCUUUGUGGUGGAACGAUCUCGUUUGCAGCAGCAUACAUAAUAGGGCCCAGAAUCGGCCGAUUUCCGAAGGAUGGUGAAGAAGAGUCUAUUGAAAUCAAAGGACAUAGUGUACCGUUCGCUGCGCUUGGAGGCUUCAUUCUAAUGUUUGGUUUCCUGGCUUUCAAUGGAGGAUCGAUGGCCGAUAUCGUCAAACCAGGAGAAGGGCGCAUAGUUGCUCUAGCGAUGAUCAACACCAUUCUCUGUGGCGCAUUCGCAGCGCUAACAUUCCUUAUUAUUCAUUUUCUCACAAAAGGAAAGUGGACUUUGUUGCUGACUAUAAACGCUUGUCUUGCAGGCAUGGUGUCGUCCUGCGCUGGUUGCGAUCGCAUGGAACCAUGGGCGUCAUCAUUCACUGGGAUAGGAGCAGGACUCAUCUACCUCGCUCUAAGUCAUUUCAUGAUCGCGAUCAAAGUCGAUGACCCAUUGGAUGCGUUUGCUGUGCAUGCAGGGGGAGGAUUUUGGGGACUCGUUUCGGCGUGUAUUAUUGCCCACAACGGAAUCGUCUAUGCGAUUUCGGAUGCUAUCGCCAACAAUCACGGAUCACUUUCCUUGAGACAAGCGUUUGCGCAACUUGGAUGGCAGCUGAUCUGUGCUCUCGCUAUAAUCGUAUGGUCAUUGCUUUGGAUGGUUCCUAUUUUCCUAUUUCUGAAAAAGAUUGGGAAGUUACGUGUCUCAGAAGAAGUGGAAAUUAAUGGACUCGAUAUCUACAAGCACGGUGAAGCUGCUUAUCCUUUACACGCUUACGGUCAUGGAUGGCACGACUUUGAACCGAUUAAGGACAAGAAAGGCAAUCGAAUUCACAAGCUUAGGACAGACAGCGACCACGCUGAAAUGUCUUUGGAGCACCUUGCUGCUGCCUAUGAGCGGCGUACCAGUGUCGCUCCAAUCGGGUUCUUCGCGACAACGAAUAAUGGUGAAAUACGAAAAAAGAGCCUUUACAUCAACCCGUCGCAGUACGAACAUCCUGAACAUCAUUCGCAGGCCAGAGAGAAAAACAGGGCUCAAAAGCGGGUCACGCAUAAUCCAGAAGUCGAAAUGGCAAGCGCACCAACAACAGCCAAGUCGUCUAGGGCCGACAUCAUUGCUGAAAUGUACGAAGACACUCCUCAGCGAAACGCUGUUUAG